AAUUGCAUUGAACUUGUCGCAGUAAAGUUGGCUAUAAAUUCACUAACGUAUUCACGCCACGUCGGUGAGUGAAUGCAUGGCCAACUUCACUGCGACAAGUUCAAUGCAACUCAAUGUACCGGUGAUGCUGCUACCGAUAUUUUGCCACCGGGGUGUCAGGGACCCCGAAGCAAGUAGCGAAAUAUAAGACCUAAAAACGAACAAAUCGUGAAACUCACUUGUUCGGAAUAGUGAUGGUUGUUUACGUUACUAAAUUAUUACGUUUAGAAUUAAUAUUUAUUAUAAAAUGCAAAGUUUAUGUCCGUUGUGUUUAAAAAAUGGCUUAAAGAAGAAAAUAAAAUUAUUACAGAUUAAUUUACAAGAGGCAAUAUGGAUGUGCGAAGAAGAAAAGUGUGUGUGGCCUUUUGGCUGUGAAGACUUUACAUUUUGCCAAAGGUUAGUGGGAAAGAUAUGGUCUUGUUAUUGGGAUGAUAAUAUACCACCAAAAUUAAAAGAAAAUGUGAUAUUACCAGCAAAACCAUCUAUUAUACCCAUUAAAGAUCCAUCAAAAGAAUGUAUCAGUUCUAUUAUAGAUUUAAGUACUUCAGAUAAUAAUUUAAAUAUUUCUGUUAAGGAAGAAUCAAAUAUAGUAUUACAGGUCAAUACAGAAGAAAAAUAUAACUUAAAUAAUAAAAUUAUUACUCCAAGUUUGAAUGAUAAUAAUUUGCAAUCAAACAGUAAUAAAAUAAAAACUGAGAGGACUGAAAAUUCAUUAAACAAACACAUUAAAAAAGAAAUUGAUGUUUUUACAGAAAAUAUUAAAAGCAUAAAUAAUGUUAAAGGAAUUCCUAAGGUAACAAGUAUUGAAAAGACAAUUAUUGAUAUUUCUAAUGUUAAAACAGAGAAUCAAAUUUCUGUGAAUCAAGAUCAAAAUAAAAACAUUUUAAGCAAUAAUGUAAAUACAAAUACUGUAGAACAUAAUUUAUCUUUACCAUUGAAUGAUAAAAUUCAGACUAUCCCCAAUUCAUCAGAUUACAAAGAAUUAUCAGAAUUGGGGCCAUCUAAAAAUGUUCAAUCACUUAAUGAAGUAACAGCAAAGCCUAAUUUAAAUGUAACUACAAUGCAGCUAGAUGGUUUGCCCCCCAUAACAUUAGCAUUUGAAAUGCCAGUAUCCACAACAGUUCCUGAAAUAGUAACAUCUAAUGUACGCCAAAAUGAUUGUAAAAAAAGAAUUGUUACUGAAUGUCUAACAAAACCAAUCACUUUAGAUAUGGAAAGCGUAUCUUCGAAAAGAAACGUAACUAGUGGUAAACAGUAUGAGAAGUUCAGUUUCAGUGCUCUUAAGAAAAAGAAGGAGGUUAAUAAUUCAACUAAUGCAAGCAGUAACAGUAACAGUUUUCAGAAUGUAAAACCAAAGCUUGAAACAAAAAAUGUAGCAAAUAAUUCGAUAGCUAAUAUGAAGAAAAGAAGCUGUACUGAAAACUUUCAUGACAUUCAAAGUAUUGCAAGUUUUAAUAAAGAUUUUAAACCAAUAACUUCAGUUACAGAUGUAACUGAUGCUUCUAAAUUAAAUCAAGUUAAUAAUUAUGAAUCCAGUUUACCAAGUCAAGAUGUAUCAAAUAAUCAAGAAACUGUAUCAGAUACUUCAACAAGUACUGCUAUAAAUAUAGACACUGUUUUAACAGAUUUCUUAACUAAUGAUUAUAAUGUUUCUGAAGAUAUUAAUGAUGAAUGGUUAAAUUCUUUAUUAAGCUAACAUUUAAUUAUUAGCUUGUUAUUUUACUACAAAAAUACUAUGUUAUUCAUUUAUUUUAGUUUGUUACAUUUUUAAUUUACAAAUAACAUAUACUCAAAAAGAUUGAGUAUCAUAUUUUUACUUGUAAUUAC
This is a messenger RNA of Osmia bicornis bicornis, 1866 nucleotides long. RefSeq lists its product as uncharacterized. The record is from RefSeq and is a predicted model, not a curated record. Lineage: Eukaryota; Metazoa; Arthropoda; Insecta; Hymenoptera; Megachilidae. The transcript has 3 exons. Bases 287 to 1735 code for a protein of 482 amino acids.